GGGAACGAGAAAGAACGAUCAUCAUUUUCAGUAGAGAAAAGCACUGGUUCAAGACAAACUCAUAAUAAUUCGAAACGGAAAUUGGGCAAUCAAUCGGAUUAUACAGAUUACGAAGGGUUGGCACUCUUGUUCGACGAAUCAAACGAAGAAGCCCUUAUGGAAAGCAUUGACGAGAAAACUCUUGCUGAAGAGGACAAAUUACCAUUAAUGAGAGAAGAGGGUCGAUCACAAUAUAUGCGUGAAGACGUGGUGGAAGCUUUCCGAAAAUAUCAAAGCAGAAUUCCCAAAACCCGCCGAGCAUAUACCCCUGCAUAUUGGGGAGUGUUCGAUUUAACGAAAGAGAGCUUAUACGGAUGCAAGGAAUUUACUGAAGAUGAUUUACAGCAAUUAUCUCAGGAUUUUGCUGACCACAUAAAGUGGAAACCCGAGUCUGUCACAAAGAAUGUUGAAGAUUACUUUGACAGUAAUUGUGAAAAGGUUGAUAAUGAUCAAGAACUCAGAAAAUUUGAUAGACACGUUCAGUUUAUGAAAGUUAAUAUGAAUUCGUUUCAACAAAUGCUUCCUGAGGAACAACUAAAAAUGACGUCAUCCUUUCCACUAUUCCAUGGGGCAUUCAAUUCAAGUCGUAUUAAGGAUGUCUGGGGAGAAACUCAGGCUCUUUCGACAAAUGACGCGCGAAAUGAAAAAGCUAAUCCGUUCAAGAAAGCACGCAUGGGAAGGAAAGUAGAUAUGAAAGCAACCUUAGCCAAGACAUCAAAUAAAUUCGAGGUUAUUUACGGGGAAGUUGUGGGCGGUUUAGGACCAUUAGGAAUUCCCAUGGCUUGUCGAAAAAAGCGGUUUUUGGACAAAGUAAAGUUAAUGAUAAUAAUGCGUGACUCUAUCAAUCGUUUGUUAAACGAAUGUAAACACGUGUCAGAAAAAACUCGAACGAGUUUAAUAGUUUACGGCUGGCUCCAAGUCGGUCUGGAAUUGAAUUUCUACGCGAUGGACUGGUCAGGAUCUGGAAUUUAUAGAUUUGGGUUAAUAGAUAGAUGCAGGAUACCUGCAGAUGAAGACGAUUGCUUUAUGUUGGAAGACGCAUACUGUAUACUUAAAUCAUUAGAGAAUAAAUCGCUUGAAACAGAGACUACAGUGAAACAACUGUUUUCAGAAAAUACGAAAG
This is a messenger RNA of Ambispora leptoticha, 1162 nucleotides long. The record is from the annotation of a GenBank genome assembly. Lineage: Eukaryota; Fungi; Glomeromycota; Glomeromycetes; Archaeosporales; Ambisporaceae.